UUACAGAGUGUUGUUGACAAGUUAUUGAAGAAGGCAAAUGUUUCCCUGGUUGUUGGUACGUCAUCAUGGAGAGAACAGUUCAUAGAGGCCAUCACUGUUAGUCCAGAGAAAAAAGAAGAUCUUACAGGUGAUGAAGAUGAGGAAGAAACUGAGGAGAAACUACCUUCAUGUUCAGACUAUGUGAUGCACUUCUUGACUCUGUUCUGGAAGGUUUUGUUUGCUUUAAUUCCACCUACUGAUUACUGGGGUGGUUGGGCGUGUUUCUGUUUUUCCAUAGCAAUGAUUGGAGUUUUAACAGCUUUUAUUGGUGAUCUGGCUUCAAGCUUUGGGUGCACUAUAGGACUUAAGGAUUCUAUUACUGCCAUUUCAUUUGUUGCUCUAGGAACAAGUGUGCCAGAUACAUUUGCCAGUAAAGUUGCAGCUGUAAAUGAUCGUUAUGCUGACUCAUCUAUCGGCAAUGUAACAGGAAGUAAUGCUGUGAAUGUUUUCCUUGGUAUCGGCAUCGCAUGGACAAUUGCAUCUGUAUACCAUGCAGCUAUAGGCGAAAAAUUCGAAGUAGACCCAGGAACCUUGGCUUUCUCAGUGACUCUCUUUGUAAUAGAGGCUGUAGUCUGUAUUACUAUACUUAUGCUCAGAAGAGUUAAAGCAGUUGGUGGCGAACUUGGGGGGCCGAAAAAAUACAGAGUUCCAACCACAGUCUUCUUGGUAUUUUUAUGGGUGUUUUAUAUUGUGAUGUCAUCAAUGGUUGCAUACUGCUAUGUGCCAGGAUUCUAAUCUGGUUAUAUAAUAGGAUAAUAUAUAAUCAGCAAAGGAAGCAGGGGUAUGAUAUUAAAAAAAAAGACAAAUGUUACAUUGCUGAGAAGUUGAGGAGCCUUUGGCACUGAGUGUAACACAUAAAAAAGUCUCCUGCACCUGACUUGUGAAGAUCACUCAAGGGAGACUACUGGUUUGUGUUAAGUGAACCCAAGUUUGAUUCCUGUGUGACCGAGGCAGAGUCCUGCCACUGUUGAUGAAGACACACUGAAAUAUUACCCUUUGCCGAGAAAUGUUUUAUUUUAACAAUGAAAUCUUUGAAGACUUUAUUCACAUUUUGUCAAAGAAACACAUGUUAAGGCACCAUGUUCUCCAAAUGAUAUUAAAGUUUGACAAUUUGAAUGAUAAAAAUCAAAUCUUUUCAUAUAAUUGAUUAAGUUAUUCACAUACAGGCUCAACCGUUUCUUAAUCAUCACAAAUGUCCUACAAUUGAAAUUGAAUUUGUUUAGAUUUAAAUUUGAUUAUUCAGUUUUUCAUUAUUAAACUUUAGGAAUAGGGUUUUAGACUGUGCACAAUUUCGGUUAUUUAUGUAGAAUGUAAGCAUUCUCUACUAUUACAUAAAGCAUUGCUCUGCUUGAAAUGUCAUUCCCUAUAUCGUACAUGUUUAAGAGAAAUUAAUAUAUGAAUGACUUCUCUAUGGCAUGUAAUUUAAUUUAUAUCUUUUGGGAAAUGGCCUGUUUUACUUUACCUUCUUUUUAUCAGAACAUUUUAUUAAUUAAAUUCACUUAAGAUUUUGGUAAGUUAGAAUUAUUUAAUGACACUUAUAAUGGAGUGUAUGAUACCAGAUACCGCUGCUUCAUAAACUAACAUUCGUCCAUACUAAUCCGUCGCCUACUUUACUUUUUUAAUUAGACUGUCCAUUAGUUUACUUACUCCAUUUUUCUUAGCCAUUAGAGAAAAUUAAUGUUAUCAUUAUUGUCUUUGUGGGAUUUUUUUUAAUUAUUAUCAUUAUUUAAUUGUAAAUUUUUUUUAUCAUUCUGAAUUAUUGCAAUGAAAGUCAAAAGUUAAUCAAACAAUAAUGAUCAAUUAUACUGACUUUGGUUGCACUUUCAUAUCUUCAUUCUUGAAGCAGAUAUUUAAAAAAAAAACAAAAAAAAACAGACACCAUAAU
This is a messenger RNA of Ruditapes philippinarum (Manila clam), 1924 nucleotides long. RefSeq names its product sodium/calcium exchanger 1-like. The transcript is spliced from 5 exons. Gene Ontology annotation, biological process: sodium ion transmembrane transport; calcium ion import across plasma membrane. Gene Ontology annotation, cellular component: sarcolemma; postsynapse; axon. NCBI's taxonomy places the organism in Eukaryota, Metazoa, Mollusca, Bivalvia, Venerida, Veneridae. The annotation marks the transcript as partial. The record is from RefSeq and is a predicted model, not a curated record. Gene Ontology annotation, molecular function: calcium:sodium antiporter activity.